UCAAUGUAAUGCUAUUUAUUGAUGCAUUCAAUUGGUGUAAACAAAUGAGUCAUUGAUAGAGACAUUAGUGUUCGUCUGUUUUGUUGACAAUUGUUUGACAAAAAAAGACACAAAAUGUUGACCAGAGAUGUAGAGAUAACGGCAAAACACGUGCAACACUUGUUGCUGUCAAAACACGUGCAAUACUUGCAGAAGUACGCUGUGGUGAGUAAUGAAUCGUACGAACAAUUGAUGGUCGAGUACUUGAGGAUGAGUGGUAUCUAUUGGACUACAACUGCUCUUCAGCUAAUGGAUAGUGACUUCGACAGUGCUGGUCGUCAGGACAUACUAUCGAUGAUCAAGACGUGUGUCCAUCCAAACGGUGGUAUUAGUGCCGCCAAAGGUCACGAUCCGCACCUCUUGUACACAAUGAGCGCCAUUCAGAUUCUUGUAUCAUAUGAUGCUCUAAACGACAACAUUAUAGAUAUCGACAAAACUGUUAGUUAUAUCGUAUCGCUUCAGAAAACUGACGGCAGUUUUAUGGGUGACUCCUGGGGUGAAGUCGACGUCCGCUUCUCGUUCUGUGCCAUCGCUAGUGCGGCACUUCUUAAUCGAUUAAAUGCCAUUGAUUUAGAUAAAGCAAUUGAUUUUGUUAUGCAAUGUAAUAACACUAUUGACGGAGGUUUCGGGUCGCGACCGGGCAGUGAAUCACACGCCGGGCUCAUCUAUUGCUCAUUAGGUUGUCUGUCAAUUGCCGGUGAAUUACACAGAAUUGAUGCCGAUUUACUGGGCUGGUGGUUGGCUGAGAGACAAUUACCGUCUGGUGGACUCAAUGGUAGACCAGAAAAACUGCCCGAUUUGUGUUACUCGUGGUGGGUGUUGUCCUCGAUGGCCAUUAUUGGUCGACUACAUUGGAUCGAUAAGCAUAAACUGUUGAGAUUUAUUUUAGCCACACAGGAUGAUGAAACGGGUGGAUUUAGUGACCGACCCGGCAAUAUGGUCGACCCGUUUCAUACAGUAUUCGGUUUGGCCGGUCUUUCACUAUUAAGUCAUAAGUAUAGUUGUGAGCCAAUUGAAGCACUUUCCGAAAACAGUGAUACCAAUAGUGACAGUGAUUUGAGAGCCCAAUGGAAAGUAAUUUCAGAUAAGAUUAAACCAAUUAAUCCAGUCUUUUGUAUGACUCAAAGUGUUAUCGACAAAACUAAUAUCAAAUUACAAUAUCUUUCUCUUUGA
Molecule: messenger RNA, 1212 nt
Organism: Oppia nitens
Lineage: Eukaryota; Metazoa; Arthropoda; Arachnida; Sarcoptiformes; Oppiidae
Gene: betaggt-II
Product: geranylgeranyl transferase type-2 subunit beta-like
Exons: 3
Coding region: 115-1212 (365 amino acids)
Biological process (GO): protein geranylgeranylation
Cellular component (GO): Rab-protein geranylgeranyltransferase complex
Molecular function (GO): Rab geranylgeranyltransferase activity
Source: RefSeq, a predicted model, not a curated record